Metarhizium album ARSEF 1941 is the source of this 813-nucleotide messenger RNA. RefSeq lists its product as uncharacterized. The coding region runs from base 1 to 813 and encodes 270 amino acids. NCBI's taxonomy places the organism in Eukaryota, Fungi, Ascomycota, Sordariomycetes, Hypocreales, Clavicipitaceae. The record is from RefSeq and is a predicted model, not a curated record. The transcript has 2 exons.
AUGAACGGCACCAGCAUCGCCGCCGCCGCCGCCGGUGACGACGCCGAGCGACGGCCCCUUCUCGACCGCAAACCCACGCCGCCGUCUCUCGUGUCGAAAUGGCGCGCGCGAAUGACGGCCGAGGUAUCACGCUCCUGGGCCGAUUUGGUUCUCCUCCUGUGCUACGUCGUGACGGGGCUGCUGGACAGCGCGUCCACCCAGGUCUGGGGCGCCUUUGUUUCCAUGCAGACCGGGAACACCGUCUACGUCGGGCUGGGGAUCGCGACCGUCCUGAACCCCCCCAUAUCCGCGCGCCUGUACAAGUCGGGAGUCUCGCUGCUCUCCUUCUGCGCCGGGUCGUUCUUGUUCGCGCGCUUCCACCGCCGCUUCUCCCCGCGGCGGCGAUGGGUGCUUUGCGCGUCGUUUGCGGCCCAGGCGCUGCUGAUUGUGGCCGCGGCCGUGGUCGUGAGCGCCGUGCCACACGAGGACGAGCGCGCCGUCGACUGGACCGUCCUGGUGCCGCUGGCGCUGGUUGCCUUUCAGUCCUGCGCGCAGGCCGUGGCGAGCCGUGCCCUGCGCUACAAUGCUCUGACCAGCGUGGUGUUGACGAGCAUCUACUGCGACUUGUUCUCCGACCAGGACUUGUUCAAGCCUCGCAAUGUCGAGAGGAACCGGCGGGCUGCCGCCCCGGCCCUGCUGUUGCUUGGUGCCGUGGCCGGCGGGCUGUUCUCGCAUAGUUCGUUUGGCAUUCAGGGUGCAUUGUGGAUUGCCGCCGCUAUCAAAGCUGUCAUGGUCGUCUUGUGGUUGUUUUGGCCGGCUGAAGAUGAAGAGUAG